AUGGCCUGGAAGGAAGGCGCAACAGUGCUGCUUCCCGCGUCAAGCAGCACAACAUCGUUUUGUCCGUCAUCUUUACAUCUGCAAAACAACUCAUCUAGCAUGUACCAUUCGGCGAAGAAAAGAAAGCUUUCGAACAAUGAAGACGUUGAGGAUAAUGUCCCCGAAACAAACAGAACCACCCUUGCAUCCUUGAGCAGGUCCGUCACUCCGCCAUUGACUACCCGCGCCAGGCCGUUUUCUCCCCGACAGCAGGACAAAAAGCCGUCCAUAGACGCUGCCUCUAGAGUCAAGCAAGACCAUGCAGUCGAUAUUGGAAAGCAGCCUGAAUUGAUUGAGCGAAAACGCCACGUCAUCCCAUCACCUAUACAGCUUACACAUAUCCGAGAUCUUCCUUCAGGCAAUAAUGUUGACACGGUCCAGUUACACGACAUCCUGGGGGAUCCCAUGAUCCGGGAAUGCUGGCAGUUUAAUUAUUGUUUUGACAUCGACUUCCUCAUGAGUCAAUUUGAUCAGGAUAUCCAGGAAGCUUGUUCUCGUUAUCCAAAUGUUGAGCCUAUUGUUGCGUAUAUGCCAGAGCCUUUCGGUACCCAUCAUUCAAAAAUGAUGAUUCUUCUUCGGCAUGAUGACCUUGCUCAGGUUGUUAUCCACACUGCUAAUAUUCUCGCUGGAGAUUGGGCAAAUAUGUCUCAGGCUGUUUGGCGGUCGCCACUUCUCCCACUAGCUCUGACGCAACACGACCUUGAUGCAGAAGUUGAAGUAUUCGGAACCGGCGAUAGAUUCAAACGUGAUUUAUUGGCUUAUCUCGAUUUUUACGGUAGGAAAAAGACGGGCGUAUUAGUAGAUCAACUUCGGAAGCAUGACUUCAAAACAGUUCGUGCUGCUUUGAUAGCCAGCGUGCCAUCAAGAGAGAAACUCAGUCGUGCGGAUUCAUCCAAGUCAACGCUAUGGGGUUGGCUUGCUUUGAAAGACGCUCUACGACAGAUUCCACUGCGAAAUGUUUCUCACGGAAAAUUUUCCCAUAUUAUUAUACAAGUCUCCUCGAUUGCCUCUUUGGGGCAAACAGACAAAUGGCUAAAGGAUGUAUUCUUCGAUAGCCUUUGUCCUUCAUCUUACGUUUCUAACAGAACUAAGACUAAGAAGCCGAGGUACUCUAUAGUCUUUCCCACACCUGACGAAAUUCGAAGAUCCCUGGAUGGGUAUGGAUCAGGAGGAUCGAUUCACAUGAAGUUACAAAGCGUCACGCAACAAAAGCAGCUUCAAUAUAUGCGCCCUUACUUGUGUCAAUGGGCUGGAGACAAAGAUUAUCUCACCACAAGAGCAGGUUGCCUAGAUUCUUCUAACAUCGAAGGACUUCGGACUCAGCCGAAGAAAGAGGCAGGACGUCGUCGUGCUGCACCGCAUAUUAAGACUUAUAUACGGUUCUCUGACGAGACAGCAAUGGAUUGUAUUGACUGGGCUAUGAUAACUUCUGCUAACUUAUCUAAGCAAGCUUGGGGUGCUGCACCCAAUUCAGCAGGAGAAGUACGAAUUUGCAGUUGGGAAAUUGGAGUUCUUGUGUGGCCGGAAGUAAUUGUUGGAGAAACGCGCAGAAAAGACGUUGCUAAGCAAGCAACUAUGGUACCUUGUUUCAAGAGAGACCUGCCAGAUUCAACUCUUCUUAGGGAUGAUAGUUCGGUUGUGGGAAUCCGGAUGCCUUACGAUUUACCUUUGACAGCCUACGGUGACGACGAUGUACCUUGGUGUGCCACGAUAAGCCAUGCAGAACCGGACUGGUUAGGUCAGACCUGGGAGACGUAA
Talaromyces atroroseus is the source of this 1797-nucleotide messenger RNA. RefSeq lists its product as hypothetical. Gene Ontology annotation, molecular function: single-stranded DNA binding; double-stranded DNA binding; 3'-tyrosyl-DNA phosphodiesterase activity. Gene Ontology annotation, biological process: double-strand break repair; single strand break repair. Bases 1 to 1797 code for a protein of 598 amino acids. The record is from RefSeq and is a predicted model, not a curated record. The transcript is spliced from 4 exons. Gene Ontology annotation, cellular component: nucleus. Lineage: Eukaryota; Fungi; Ascomycota; Eurotiomycetes; Eurotiales; Trichocomaceae.